GUUCCGAAAUCCCAUAUCUAAGAGCCAAAGAUUCUUGUGUUUUUUUCAAACACCCGUGUUCUAACAAAUGCUCUCAUUCAUGUUUUAUCAUCCUAUGGAUUUGAGUCCCUUUUGUCUCACUUGCUCUCUGAUGGGGUCACGGACACUAUCCUAUGCAACUUGCCAAACUCAUUCUGUGUGAUGAAUCAGAACUGCCCCUCCUAGUGCUCUUCAUGGUAACACUGGUACUUGAGUGUCUUCAAGCUGUUUGGUAAUAGUUUGGUGUGGUGUUUUGAAUUUUGUUCCCUUUGAUCUCUCUUGUGAAACAUGUUUUGAUGUUAGGUUGCCUUUGAUGCAUAGUUGAGUAGUUGAAAGUGGAAGGGAGUAUCAAGAAGCAAAAAGGGGUUGUUUGCUUUAAGCAGAAAGCAGCUGAAGUUGUUGUCUUUUUGAGUUUUUUCAGCUUUCAUUUGGGAAAAGGGAGACAUGGAUCCUUUGGAGAGCAUUGUAAGAGGGUUAAGUUCAAGAGCACAGAAAGUUAGGAGUGGUGCUAGUUGAAGUGUAUGGAGAAAGAAGAGAAAAAGAAGACAAAGGGAAACAUAAAGGAUAACAUGCCAACAGUGUGGUUCUCUCUGAAGAAGUCUUUACACUGCAAAUCUGAGCCUUCUGAUGUUCAUGACCCCAAAACAAGGAAACACUUGAGCACAAUUUUGACCAAGAGAGCAGGGAGGUCAGGGUGUUCUAGGUCCAUAGCAAAUCUCAAAGAUGUGAUUCAUGGAAGCAAGAGGCAUCUUGAUAAGCCACCAAGUUGCAGUCCAAGAUCCAUAGGGAGCAGUGAGUUCCUCAACCCCAUAACUCAUGAGGUGAUAUUGAGCAACUCAAGGUGUGAGCUCAAGAUCACUGGCUAUGGAGGGUUCCAAGAAGGGGUUGGCAGUGCCAAUGGUGGUGGUGGCGGUGGCAGUGGUGGUUCAACUUUUGUGGGGACUUUGAGGCCAGGGACUCCAGGCCCUGGAGGGCACCCUACAAUGCACUACUUUAAUCCUUCUUUUAGGACUUCAUCCACUCCUCCAAGGAAAUCACCUUUCCUCUUAGCAGAUAAAGAAGGGUCUGGUCCUCAUGGUGGAGGACUUCAUCCUAGCAAUAGAUUGUCUCUUGAGACAGAUUCUAAUGGGUCUUCAACUGUGACUUGCCACAAAUGUGGAGAACAAUUUAACAAAUGGGAUGCUGCUGAAGCUCAUCAUCUGUCCAAGCAUGCUGUGACUGAGCUUGUGGAAGGAGAUUCAUCAAGGAAAAUCGUGGAGAUCAUAUGCAGGACCAGCUGGUUAAAGUCUGAAAACCAGUGUGGUAGAAUUGAGAGAGUUUUGAAGGUUCACAACAUGCAAAAAACUCUUGCAAGGUUUGAAGAGUACAGGGAGAUGGUGAAGAUCAAAGCCAGCAAACUCCAGAAGAAGCAUCCAAGGUGUCUGGCUGAUGGGAAUGAGCUUCUGAGGUUCUAUGGCACCACCGUGGCAUGCUCUCUUGGCCUUAAUGGCUCUUCUAGCCUCUGCCUAUCAGAAAAGUGUUGUGUUUGCAGAAUCAUAAGGAAUGGUUUUUCAGCCAAGAAGGAGCUCAAGGGUGGCAUUGGAGUUUUCACAACAUCCACAAGUGGAAGGGCUUUUGAGUCCAUAGAGAUCAUUGGUGAUGAACCAUCACAGAGAAAAGCACUUAUAGUAUGCAGAGUAAUUGCUGGCAGGGUUCAUAGGCCACUUGAGAACAUUCAGGAAAUGGCAGCACAAACAGGAUUCGACUCAUUGGCUGGCAAAGUGGGUCUAUAUUCAAACAUUGAGGAGCUGUAUUUGCUCAAUCCUAGAGCUCUUCUUCCUUGCUUUGUGGUGAUUUGCAAACCUUGAACCAAAAGAAUCAAAGUCAAAAAAGCCUUAACAUGUGUAGUUUUGUAGAUCCCCCUAUUUUGGCCUUUCUAUUGAGGUUCUUUCCUUUGGCAUUCA
This is a messenger RNA of Cajanus cajan (pigeon pea), 1961 nucleotides long. RefSeq lists its product as uncharacterized. Lineage: Eukaryota; Viridiplantae; Streptophyta; Magnoliopsida; Fabales; Fabaceae. The record is from RefSeq and is a predicted model, not a curated record.